AUGGACACCACUAAGAAUACACUGGCAGAGAAUUUUGGUGGCAAGGCCCAACACCUUGGAACCCAUCAGUUCAACUUGGACCAAGUCCCAGACUUGUCAGGAAAGACCGCUGUAGUUACGGGCGGGAGUGAGGGUAUUGGUUAUGGCUGUACCUAUACCCUGCUGAAGCAUAAUAUCGCCAAAAUCUAUAUUCUUUCUAUUUCCGAAGAGGUUGUGGCAGGCGCGAAAGAUGCCAUCGCAAAGGAUCUAGGCCAGGAGGCGGCAAACAAGACCAAAUGGAUACGUUGCGACUUGUCAGAUUGGUGGAGGGUGAAGGAUGUCGCAGAAGAGAUCAAGAAGGCUAGCGACAGGCUCGAUAUCCUGAUUAACAACGCAGCUAGAGGGAUUAUGACUUACCAACUCACCGACUAUGGCGUGGAUAGGCACAUGGCAGUCAACCAUAUGGGCCAUGUGAUCUUGACAUCUUAUUUACUUCCAUUGAUGAAACAAACCGCCGAGGGAGGUAACAUUGUGCGCAUUUCGAAUCAGUCUAGCAAUGCGCACCAAGCGGCCCCGAGUGAUACGAAAUUUGAAAGCUUGGAGGAAUUGAAUCGCGAUCUUGGGGCCAAUGCUCAAUAUGGACGCAGCAAACUUGCCAACAUCCUCUAUACUAGGUACUUCGCGGAGAAGGUUACGAAAGGGGGUUAUCCUGGGUUACUUAUGAAUGCAACUCAUCCAGGAUUCGUGAGUACUAAGAUGAGUAAUGAAGACAUCUUCGAACCAUUCCCGCUUGGCGGGUAUCUGAUGGCUACUGGCAUGGAGCCCUUCAAGAAGGACCAAUUCGAAGGAGCAGUCUCGACGAUGUUUGCCGCGACGUGUACGAGGGAAUCUGGCAAGUAUAUCUGCCCACCGGCUAUACCUGAGCAGGGAAGCGCACUCGCACAGGAUGACGUACUCAGAGACAAUUUGAUGAAAUUAACUCGAAAGAUUGUGACGGAGAAAACGAACGGCGAGGUGAAUGUUGGCUUUGACUGAAUGGAAACCACUGAAAGUAUCCAUAGCUCAAAUAUUCGAGAGUGGAAUCUAGCAAUAGGUAUAGGUACCAAUGAAAAUAACAUUAAUGGUGAAUUACAGCAUGAGGUGAA
This is a messenger RNA of Annulohypoxylon maeteangense, 1124 nucleotides long. RefSeq names its product retinol dehydrogenase 12. Bases 1 to 1014 code for a protein of 337 amino acids. Lineage: Eukaryota; Fungi; Ascomycota; Sordariomycetes; Xylariales; Hypoxylaceae. The transcript has 2 exons. The record is from RefSeq and is a predicted model, not a curated record.